Molecule: messenger RNA, 1185 nt
Organism: Hyalella azteca
Lineage: Eukaryota; Metazoa; Arthropoda; Malacostraca; Amphipoda; Hyalellidae
Exons: 3
Coding region: 186-668 (160 amino acids)
Source: RefSeq, a predicted model, not a curated record
ACUCAAAAUUACUUAGGAUACUUCGAGUGAGAUGCUCAGUCUGGUAAUGCCAUCCUGAUACCUACUGCUACUUGAAGAAGAAUUAAUUUAUCAAUGAUGAACCUUUCCAUCAUUGUCAAAAUAUCAUUAUCAGAUUUCAGGGCUAAUAAUAAUCUCAAUAAUAUUUAAAUUAAGCAAUUAACACGAUGGUGGGUGCAAAGGGGAGGAAGUUGUUGGCUGUGGCAGUGAGCCUCAUGGCGCUGCUAAUCACCUGCUCAGCUGAAGACGGCGAUCGUCGUGAUGACGCGCGUAUCAUAGCAGUCGUGAGCACAUGGACGCAGCUGUCGUUCGUCACCAGCACCACCACCAAGCCGUACACCUGCGCCAGACUACAGAACACGGCCGCGUGCAGGAAACGAAGAAGCUACAGGAAAGCUCUCGAGCUUCCAAAAUCUGGGUCUAUUGACGACAUCGGAGCAUCACUCACUGAUCCUCGUAUGCACGCAAAUGCGGACACCGACGCCAACGAAGGAUCCCGGGACCCUAAGCUGGCUUUGACUUUAUGGCAGUCCUUCACUUCCACCUACACAAUGCUCAUGACUUCAACCGACACGGCCAGGACUUUUUCAGUAUCUUUCUUCUGCAGUAUCGUCGGCGGUAACUUCCCUCCUGCGUGUGCAGGCAAAUGAUUCACUAAUUUUUGGUUUUGUCUACAUAUUCGUUGCUUCCAUUUGUGGUGAAGAAGAAAAAGCUCAGCAAUUGUUUCCAAUUUGGAAUUGAAAUGUGACUUGAUUGUAUUUCGCUUGAAUCCUGUUAACCUGAAGAAGGACAAAACGUCUUCACGAACCAGAAAAAUAUUUAAACUUUCAAAUGUUACGAGUACCUUGAUUCUUUCAUCUGUAAAUGAAGUGAUAUUUUAAGGUAUCGAUAUAUGCUAUGUAUUAUGGAGUCGUUUAUUCAAUAAUAUCUGCACCGUAAUAAACGGUAUUCUCUUUACACCUAUAUGUCCAUCUUCUAUGUGUCCAUCUCUAGGUAAAAAUGUCACCUAGAUAUUACAGAUGCAAAACAGAAUCGUAAAAUGCGUAAUUAUAUUUGCUUUGGAGCAUUGCAAUGAAAGAGCAAAAAUUGAAAUGCAUUUGUAGCCCUAAAUAUAAUGCGAGAAUCAUCAUGUACUGCUUAUUUCAAUUUUUACCGUUUUUUCUCCGU